Messenger RNA from Styela clava, 777 nucleotides. NCBI's taxonomy places the organism in Eukaryota, Metazoa, Chordata, Ascidiacea, Stolidobranchia, Styelidae. The record is from RefSeq and is a predicted model, not a curated record.
UGCCAACAGAUGUCAUCAAUAAAUUGUCUCAAAGCACAUCAAACAUCAGACAAACUGAAAAUUUUUCUAGCUCGGGAAGAACAAUCCAACUAAAUUCUCGAGUUAAGCCAAAACGACACAACUGGUCGAGUUAACUAUGGGAUUAUUGUAUUCGCAACGACACCAUUGAUUAAACUAAAUAUUAAUAAUGAACCAAGAAAGACUGCCGAAGAGGUGAUUACUCUACUGAAUGAGAUAGAAAAAGAUCGCGAAAAUAUAAAGAAAACUAUUAUGCAGGGAACAGAUAUCCAAUCGGCGAUAGAAUUACUUGACGAACAAAUGAUUGCGUUUUCAUACGAAAAUGAUAAGGAUAUGAUUAUUAAGAGACACUGUCUUGUUUUAACAGACGGCGCGAAAAAUGCAGGAGGAAGUCCAAGUAAAGCCAGAAAAAUAAUAGAAAUAAAAUAUGCUUACAACCCACCAGAGUUUUACAGCAUCACAUCCUCCGCACAGGAAAGCAGUUCAGAAGUCAGGGAGAAGCUCCAACAAAUUGCGUCGAAGCACGAAAAUUUUAUUUAUGUUGAAGAUUUUUAUAAAUUACACAAAUACGUUAAUCAAAUUACAGACGUUGAAGAAGAUUACAAUAGUUGUGGACAAGCAGGCUAUGUUGGGAGUGUGAGAAAUCUGUCCCCGGGAGGACGAAUACGCGGUGGCGAAAGAGCGGCCGAACGUGCAUGGCCUUGGCAGGCACUCAUCACAUCUUACAAUAAAAUUCUCCUGGAUAUUCCAAGCUACUGA